This is a messenger RNA of Sclerotinia trifoliorum, 2726 nucleotides long. Lineage: Eukaryota; Fungi; Ascomycota; Leotiomycetes; Helotiales; Sclerotiniaceae. The record is from the annotation of a GenBank genome assembly.
UGGAUGGGUGAGGUGUGUGGGUGAUGCUUUGUGAGUUGAGUGUAUGUAUGUCUAACUGGCAUUGUUGGCUAGAUGGGCUGGGUUUCGAUUCUUGAUAUGGUAUUUUGGUUCUAGAUUUUGGGGGUGAUUGUAAGAUUAAUAUCUUUGGGAUUAUGGGAAUUUAUCUGCCGGGGCUAUCCAGGUUGGUGGAUGAGUUGUACGAGUUAACGAGUAAUGAAUUGAUGAUUCUACAUUAAUAGAACAUUUGGAUAUAGAAAUAUUGUGAUAUAUGAUGAAUGUAUCGAUUGCAUGGCCCACGUUAAAGUUUGCAUGGAAAUGUACCGCCUGGGACAUACGUUGCUUACAAUAUCAUCAUGCAUUUCUCUUCAUCCCACUCCACUCACAACCAAUCAUUUCCCCCAAAAACCUUGGAUUACAUAAUCCCAGAAUGAAAUUGAGAAUCCUCGAUUUCCAUUUUCCCUAUUAAAAGUUUCACCACCCGGAACAAUGUCAUCUGAAAUAAUUACCCCAAAACCAAAACCAAAACCUGGAAUUCUGCUCAUUAAUAUUCUCGACAUCCAUCACAUGAAUUCAGACGAUAAGGUUCAACAUUAGCAUUAGUACAUUACACUACAAAUGACGUCAACAUCAAUGGUGGGGCAAUAACCUGCAUAAAGAAGCAAGGGAAGGGAAGCUUCUUUGAUAUUCAUAUUCAUAUCCAUAUUCAUAUCCAUAUUCAUAUCCAUAUUCAUAUCCAUAUUCAUAUUAUAUUCAUAUUAUAUUCAUAUUCAUCCUUGUUAUCGAUUACCAUCAACGAUUUUUAUAUUUAUCUAUCUUCAUAUCCUAGUCAUCGAAUAUCGGUAUACAUCGCAUCUUAAGAAGUGAGGUGGCUUAGUUCCAAGGUUGGUCUUUUAUUCUCGUGCUCGUCAUGUUGCGAUGAUGUUCUUGCUUGUUGAGGGAUGGCUUUCAUGCGAUGGAUGUCAUGGAUUACGUACGGAAUGGAGAUUCAGAAGUGGUUUAAUUCUGAGGAUGAUCUGAUUAUCUUGUUUGGAUUUGGUUGUCAAAUUCGAUGGAAUAUUGAGGAGUUAAGGACUGUUAGAAAGGAAAGAGCUGAUCAACUUUAGUAUCCAAACAAAGUCCUUUCCCAAUCUCACACACCAUCAAGAUGUAAGUUCUAUUUGAUUAUCUCUGCCUAUCUUUUCACUAGUCUUACCAUAACUUUCAUUUCUGCGCAAAGGAUAUGCUAUAACUAUGUUGCGACGGGGGAAUUCCAGCAGAGCUUCUGGAUCUGGAGAGAAAAAUAACCCUUUAAAGCAUUUGUUCGCACCCAUUCAUGAAUCCCCUUUCCUACGUCUACGUAGUCGUUGCAUCCGACCCAUUUUCAAUUACGCCGAUCAUCAGGUCGAGGUCAUAAUCGCUAACAUUACUAUUGUCAGGAAUCGAGCAUUAUCAAUCCGAUCCUCAGGAGGUAAAUCCUCUACCAAAGAUGGAUCCUCUUCCAAACAUUUCUCCCUCUCAUCUCUUCGUGGAAUGAAUCAACCAGAUCUCUCCAAGAAACUCUACAAACUCAUCAAGACGGAAAAUAAUCUCAUCACCGCAUAUGAAACUGCAGGCAAAGAACGUGUUUCGAUUGCUACUCAAUUAUCCGAAUGGGGUGAAGCUACGGAAGAUGAUGGCAUUUCGGAUAUUUCGGAUAAGAUUGGUGUAUUGUUGAGUGAGAUGGGAGAUCAGGAAGAUUAUUAUGCACAUAAUUUGGAUGAUUCAAGAGGGAUAUUGAAAGCUAUUCGAAAUACGGAGAAGAGUGUUCAACCCAGUCGAGAUCACAAACAUAAAUUAGAAGAUCAAAUUGCCAAAUUAAAGGCUAAGGAACCUCAGAGUGCUACGUUGGUUACUUUAGAGCAAGAGUUGGUCAGGGCAGAAGCAGAACAAUUGGUUGCUGAGGCUCAAUUAACAAAUAUUGUAAGUUUCUCUUUCUAAAGUCAUAGGUGGAGUAGAGCUGACAAGAUAAUUAUAGACGAGGAAGAAAAUCAAGCAAGCUUAUGAUGCAGAAUUUACGGCCACGAUCGAAAGAGCAGAGAAACAAAUUAUCCUUGCUCGUCAUGGACGUCGACUUUUAAAUCUUCUCGACGAUACACCAAUCGUACCAGGAAAUACUCGCCCACCUUUUGAACAUGCCGAACAAGCUAGACAAAUUCUCAACGACGCUGAAGAUGAUCUUCGAGAUUGGCAAUUAGAUUUGGAAGAUGACCAAUCACAUGGUAACGUCAAUUCUGGUGCAAUGCGUCAGGAGGGUGUUCAACAUCAACAAGGACAAAAUGUCGAGGGUUCUGUUGUUGGUACUGAGGAUGGUUAUCGUCAAGGACUUCAACAAUCUGAAGUAGAUGAGAGUAGAGUUAGUAGUGGACAACAAGUACCAGGAAGUUAUGCACCUAGUUUUACCGGAACUUCUGUUACGACUGGUCAAAUGGAAUCUACUUAUGCCCCGAGUGAGGUGGGUACUACUCAGGUUAAUCAACCUAGUGCGAUUUAAGGAUUCUUGGGGGUUUAGAAUUGAAGUGGAAAGAAUGGUUUAUGAUAUGGUGGAUGGGUGGAAUUGUAUUAUCGUUUUCUUUGCGUGAGGGUGGAUAUGGGAAUGUUGAUCACUCUUUGUAUUUUGUAAUCUCUCCUGUUUCUUUUAUGAUGAUUAAGAGUGUUAUAGUGGAAUGUUAUGGGUUUAUGAAUUUAAUAGGAUGAGAAUAAUAUGAUCU